AUGUCGACCGCGUUACAAAUCAUAAACAUGAGCCAGGAUAUGUUUUUAUUAGAUUGUCCCACUUACGAGGACUAUUUAGAUACAUUUAUUACACGAAAUGAUUACCGCUUUAUACGAAAUAUACGCUUCUGUCGUAUGCUAGUCGAAUUGGGUUAUCGUUCUUCAACUGAAAUUUAUACACCUGAACAAUUUGUUUUGCAUAAAGCUGCCGCUCAAGAAUCCCUAUGGCCCACGAAAAAAUCGACAAUAUUCUUCAGUGAUCAUUUGAAGAGUUUAGAUCCAGUCUUAAGAGAAUUGGCCAUACGUGAAAGACCAAAUAUUCAGAAAAUGUUAUCGACCAUUAUCUUCCUGAAACAUCGUUUGAAAUCCGGUUUCGAAAUAUCCGGUUACAUUGAUUAUGAGCACAGUUUGAGACGUGCCAAUUUACACGCCGAGGAUUACAUUGAUUGGGGUGGUGUUUUUGAGGAGCGUGUUGUACUAAAACCGAAACGAUCGCAUUUAAGUUAUUUCGAUUGGCAUAAGGGUCACGUUUAUUAUAAUAAUUCCGAUAAUUAUGCUGUUGUACAUGACGUGGAAUACGGUUUAAUUUUUAUGCAUAAAGGUGAUCAUAAGAAAAUCUGUGUAGAUAUUUCACGGGAGUUAUAUAGUAAAAAUUGUACAACAACAAUGUAUUUCUCCGAAAAAUACGGCCAUGUCAUAUUUUAUGAUCACAUCAUUAGAAAGAAGAUUUGAGGUGAGCGGUCGCUGCGGCUAUUUUC
Molecule: messenger RNA, 758 nt
Organism: Glossina fuscipes
Lineage: Eukaryota; Metazoa; Arthropoda; Insecta; Diptera; Glossinidae
Product: cilia- and flagella-associated protein 299-like
Exons: 3
Coding region: 1-732 (243 amino acids)
Source: RefSeq, a predicted model, not a curated record